AGUCACUUGAACGCAGCACCUCCGCCUACUGUCCGCCGCUCCGUCAUAUCGCGAUAGAGACCGUUGGGCUACGGAGCUAACGUUGAGCAACAUGGCGGAAGAGGAGGUGGCCAAGCUGCAGAAGCACCUGGCCCUGCUCAGGCAGGAGUACGUGAAGAUGCAGCAGAAGCUGGCCGACACAGAGAGGCGCUGUGCUGUGCUCGCUGCCCAGACCUCCGGCCAGGGCUCCUCCAGCCCUGCAGCCGCUGCAGACACCUUCAUCAGCCGCCUGCUCGACAUCGUGGCCGACCUCUAUCAGCAGGAACAGUACAGUGAUCUCAACGUGAAAGUGGCAGGACAGAAGCUAAGUGCCCAUAAGUUUGUGCUAGCUGCUCGUAGUGAUGUCUGGAGCCUGGCCAACAUGGCCUCCACCUCAGAACUGGACCUAACCGACUGCAAACCUGAGGUUGCCAUGGCGAUGUUGCGGUGGGCAUACACAGACGAGUUGGAGCUUAGUGAAGAUGACGCCUUUCUUAUUGACCUGAUGAAGCUGGCCAACCGCUUCCAGCUCCAGCUGCUCCGAGAGAGGUGUGAAAAGGGUGUGAUGUCCUCAGUGAAUGUUAGAAACUGCAUUCGCUUCUACCAAACAGCUGAGGAGCUGAACGCCACCACCCUGAUGAACUACUGUGGGGAGAUCAUCGCCAGUCACUGGGAUGAUCUGAGGAAAGAAGACUUCAGCACCAUGAGUGCCCAACUCCUGUACAAGAUGAUCAAAUCGAAAACGGAGUUCCCCCUUCACAAAGCCAUCAAAGUGGAGCGAGAAGACGUCGUCUUUCUUUAUCUCAUCGAGAUGGACUCUCAGUUACCCGGCAAGCUGAAUGAAGUAGACAACAACGGUGACCUGGCCCUUGACCUGGCGCUCUCUCGUAAAUUGGAAAGUAUUGCCACCACUCUCGUUAAUAGCAAAGCCGAUGUGGACAUGGUGGACCAGAGCGGCUGGAGCCUCCUGCACAAAGCCAUCCAAAGAGGCGAUGAGUUUGCAUCCAUCUUCCUGAUUCGUCACUCGGCUCAGGUGAAUGCAGCCACGGUGGGGGCGGUUGAAACUCCUCUUCACCUGGUCUGUUCUUUCAGCCCCAAGAAACACUCUGCUGAAGUGAUGGGUGGUAUGGCCCGGAUCGCAGAAGCCCUGCUUAAGACCGGGGCUAACCCCAACAUGCAGAACAGCAAGGGCAGAACUCCGUUGCAUGAAGCGGUUUCCUCAGGGAACGAGCCCGUGUUCAACCAGCUGCUGCAGUGCAAACAGCUUGACCUGGAACUCAAAGACCACGAGGGCAGCACGGCUCUGUGGCUGGCCCUGCAGUACAUCACCAUGUCUUCAGACCCUUCAAUAAACCCAUUCGAGGACGAUGCCCCGGUAGAGAACGGCACCUCUUUCGACGAGAAUAGCUUUGCAGCCCAGCUUAUCCAGAGAGGAAGCAACCCUGAUGCACCUGACGCCACCUCAGAAAACUGUCUCAUGCAGAGAGCAGCUCAGGCGGGCAACGAGGCAGCGUCUCUGUUCCUCGCCACUCACGGAGCCAAGGCCAACCACGUCAACAAAUGGGGUGAGAGCCCGCUCCAUACAGCGUGUCGCUGCGGUUUGGCGAGCCUGACAGCAGAGCUUCUCCAGCAAGGUGCCAACCCUAACCUCCAGACCCAGAAGGCUUUAUCAGACGAUCACCGCGACGUGGCCAUGCAGACCCCCCUCCACAUGGCCAUUGCUCACAACCACCCAGAUGUAGUCACAGUGAUUCUCGAACAAAAAGCAAAUGCACUUCAUGCCACCAACAACUUCCAGAUCAUUCCAGACUUCAGUCUUAAAGACGGCAGCGACCAGACGGUGCUGGGCCUGGCGCUCUGGACAGGAAUGCACACCAUAGCGGCUCAGCUGUUGGGAUCAGGGGCCUCUAUCAAUGAUACGAUGUCUGAUGGACAAACCCUGCUGCACAUGGCCAUCCAAAGACAGGACAGCAAGAGUGCCCUCUUCCUCCUCGAGCACCAGGCAGACAUCAAUGUCCGGACUCAAGAGGAGAAAACAGCGCUACAGAUGGCCAUCAGUAACCAGCUGCCACUCGUGGUGGAUGCCAUUUGCACAAGAGGAGCUGAUAUGUCUGUGGUGAAUGACAAAGGAGAGCCUCCGUUGUGGCUGGCUCUUGUGAACGGCCUGGAAGACAUCGCAUCCACACUGGUCCGCCACGGCUGUGAUGCGACUUGUUGGAGCCCCGGACCCUCGGGCUGCCAGCAGACCCUCCUGCACAGAGCUGUUGAUGAGAACAAUGAGGUCUCCGCUUGUUUCCUCAUCCGCAGCGGUUGUGACGUGAACAGCCCCAGGCAGCCGGGGCCUAACGGAGAGGGAGACGAAGAAGCCCGAGACGGACAAACACCCCUCCACCUGGCAAGCAACUGGGGUUUGGAGGAGGUGGUGCAGUGCCUUUUAGAGUUUGGAGCAAAUGUUAAUGCACAGGAUGCAGAGGGCAGAGCUCCCAUUCAUGCUGCCAUUAGCAACCAGCACAACGUGAUCAUACAGCUGCUCAUUUCACAUCCAGACAUUCGUCUCAACAUACGUGACCGUCAAGGCAUGACCCCCUUCGCCUGUGCCAUGACCCACAAGAACAAUAAGGCAGCAGAGGCUAUCCUAAAGAGGGAGUCAGGGGCUGCAGAACAAGUGGACAACAAAGGGCGUAACUUCCUGCAUGUGGCUGUGCAGAAUUCAGACAUUGAAAGUGUCCUGUUUCUCAUCAGUGUCCAAGCUAAUGUCAACUCCAGGGUUCAGGAUGCCGCCAAACUCACCCCUCUCCACCUGGCUGUCCAGGCGGGCUCUGAGAUCAUCGUCCGCAACCUGCUGCUCGCCGGAGCCAAAGUCAACGAGCUGACCAAACACAGACAGACAGCGCUGCAUUUGGCCGCCCAGCAGGACCUGGCCACGAUUUGUUCGGUGCUGCUGGAGAACGGAGUAGACUUUGCUGCCGAGGAUGAGAACGGCAAUAAUGCUCUGCACCUGGCUGUGAUGCAGGGUCGCCUUAACAAUGUCCGAACCCUUCUCACAGAGUCCAACAUCGAUGCAGAGGCCUUCAAUCUCAGGGGUCAGUCACCGAUGCAUGUCCUGGGCCAUUACGGGAAAGAGAACGCCGCCGCCAUUUUUGAGUUGUUCCUUGAGUGUAUGCCUGAGUAUCCUCUGGACAAACCCGACAAUGAAGGGAACACCGUUCUGCUCCUCGCCUACAUGAAAGGAAAUGCGAACCUGUGCCGUGCCAUAGUGAGGGCUGGGGCUCGACUCGGCGUCAAUAAUAAUCAGGGCAUCAAUAUUUUCAACUACCAGGUCGCAACCAAACAGUUGCUCUUCCGCCUUCUAGACAUGCUGUCCAAAGAGCCCCCAUGGUGUGACGGGUCAAACUGCUAUGAAUGUGCCGCCAAGUUUGGUGUGACAACGCGGAAACAUCACUGCCGUCACUGUGGGCGCCUGCUGUGCCACAAGUGCUCGAUAAAGGAGAUCCCCAUCAUCAAGUUUGACCUGAACAAGCCGGUGAGGGUGUGCGACAUCUGCUUUGAUGUACUGACUCUGGGUGGGGUAUCAUAAUAAAGCGGUCUGGACCUCCUCCACCCUCUGACACUGGCCACGCCAGGCUGAACUCGGCACAGUUAUUCCAGGCACACCAGGAGAAGGGACAUCAGUAGCAGGACAAACUAACAAGAGAUUCCUGGACACUUAUGGACCUUCAUCUUUCUAACGUUCCAGUCUUUGAAAAACCAUCGAUGUUCUAGAAGGACGUUGUCUUUUUGUUGUUUUCUGAUCAAAGUAUCUUAACGUGGAUAUAAGCAGAUCCCCAGCUCUGUGACGGCUGGACACAAUUUGUUAAUCGAUUUCCCAAGAUCAGUAAUGUUCACGAUGAUUAGCGCUUAUAAUCUCAAGCAGGUAGCUGCUUCUGUGCGUACACAUUGCAAUUCAGUGAUGAACUUUUCAAUGAUCAAAACUUUUUGUUCGGGUCGGGGGAAGGGGUUACUGCUCCCUGUUGGUAGAUUUCACCAUCUGCAGCCUUCAUGCUAUGUGACCUGCCCACAGACAAACACUCAAUGAAUUCUUGCAUUUAUACGACAGCUGAGGCUGCUAUCAUUUAAGAGCAGAGUAAAACAGUCAAAUGAGCGUAGGUCAGUUUGAUCUACAGACUGAACUGUCAGCAUGUUCUCUGUAAUCUCUCUUCUGUCAUCCUGACUGCGUACUGACCGGAGAGAGUGAGACAGACAAGGAGGACUUAAAGGGAAAGAAACCCAACGUAAUCAUUACAUGAGCAUCCUUUUCAAAUGAGCUCUUCUCUAAAGUAGGCUCUAAAUUAUAACCCUGACAUUGUUUGACUUCACUGUUAAAGGUGAACGACAGCACAACUGAGCAAUGAUGAAAUUCCUUCUAAUGUAACUUUUUGUAUUCUGUGAUCGCUCCGUCGUCUUGUUUACUUUUUAACAUGAAAUGUUUAGAAAAUGCGACCUGAGAACCCCCACCCCCUUUCCUUUUUUUUCCAAGAGGAACAACACAACUCUCUUCCACUGUCGUCAUCCUCGGUUACAGAGAAGCCUCUUCUGCCUAUGCAUGUGAUUUAAUUUGUAGCCUUUUCAUGUCCUCGUCAUAAUCAUGAAUCAUGUUUCCAAAUCAGCCAUCAGAUGAUUACAUUCCAUUUUUUUUGAUCUGCCAUGAGGUCCUUUUGCAGGAAGUUGUGAUUGUGAUCAAAGUCCCCCCAAACGUUGCCUCAAGUCGUCGUCUUGACUCGUCCCACGUAACGCUUCUUGAUUUCUAAGCCUAACAGGUGCACUUUAUCAGAGAUCACGCGGCAUCUUCGAUCAUCGGGGAGAAUGUGGAGCGGAGGGCCGGCCGGCUCGUGGGGCCUCUUUAAGUAUUGUUUAAUUGUACAGAUAAAUGUGUGAUAUUUUUGACCACUACAACUGUUUUGUACUUUAAUGCAGUUUGUGCUUGUCAUUGUGACAAACCUAAAUCUUGCCUCUGUUAAUCUUUUAUGCACAUUGUUUAAUCUUUUAUGCACAUUAUAUUGUAUCUGUAUGCUCAGAUAUCUAGCCUGUCUCUUCCUGAUGUAUCCUUUUAGAAGAAAAGGGAGGACAAAUUUACAUAAAGGUCAUCAAAAACA
Molecule: messenger RNA, 5150 nt
Organism: Labrus bergylta (ballan wrasse)
Lineage: Eukaryota; Metazoa; Chordata; Actinopteri; Labriformes; Labridae
Gene: ankfy1
Product: ankyrin repeat and FYVE domain containing 1
Molecular function (GO): protein binding; metal ion binding
Source: RefSeq, a predicted model, not a curated record